AUGGCGCGCGACUAUCCGAAGGCCCUCGGCCUCCUCUUCCAGUUGUCUUCAAACCGCCAGAUCACCAAUCUCUUCGACAAACCAGACGCCCCAGCCGCGCCUCGGCCUUCAGCUCAAGACCUCAACGCUGCAGCCAUCCCGGAGAUGCGUGACUGGCUCCGCCGUGCUGGAUACACGCCGCAGGACCUAGCACGCUUGCGGCAUAUUCACAUCGCGGGAACCAAGGGCAAAGGCUCAGUGAGUGCGUUCGCGACGGGGAUGCUGCGCGAGUAUGGCACCGUCGGCACGUACACGAGCCCGCACCUCGUCAGCGUCCGGGAGCGAAUCGCCAUCCAGGGGGAGGCGAUUUCGCAGGACGCGUUCACAGGGGCAUUCUUCGAGCUGUGGGAUCGCUUCACUGAUGCGGCGAGGAGCGAGGGCAUGGACGCGGCUGAGGCGGAGGGGCCAUCGUCGAAACCCUUCUUUUUUCGGUUCCUGACGAUUCUGGCCUGGCAUAUCUUCUUGAAGCAGAAGGUGGAUUGUGUCGUCUUGGAGUGUGGUAUUGGAGGAGAGUACGAUGCAACGAAUCUACUUCCACCAGAAGCUGUUUCUUCGGCGGUGAUCACACAACUGGGCAUCGACCAUGUAGCCAUGCUAGGAGACACUGUCGAGAAGAUUGCCUGGCACAAAGCUGGGAUCCUCAAGCCCAGUGUCAAAGGUUUCGUCCGGAGAAUAGGCGAACAACCCGGCGUCAGGGAGGUUCUUCGAUCAAGGGCGGCUGAGAAGAGCGCCAACCUGGUCGAGCUCGACGAUAGCUUUGUCGAGCAAUGGGGCGGCGUGCAGGGGAAGCUGGCGGGCGAUUUCCAGAAAUACAACCAAGCUCUAGCUGUCCUAGCCGUGCGGGAAUAUUUCGGCAUGGAUACCAAUCCCGCGACUGCAUUAUUGGAUAUUCCCGAGAAGAUGGUCAAGGGCCUCACCGAGGCAACGCUGCGAGGACGAUGCGAGACCAUCCAGGACGGCCCUGUCAGUUGGUGUGUUGAUGGUGCUCACACAAAAGACAGCUUACAACAGGUGGCCAAGUGGUUUGCCCGAUCUCUCGGCCCUGGUGAGACUGCCACACUCGUAUUUAACCAGCAGGAGAGAGAUGUCUCGGAGCUCCUCGCAGGAUUUCUCGAUGCUGUUAAAGAGGCUGUAGGGAGGGACAAUGUUUUCAAGCAUGCCCUUUUCACGAGGAACGAUCAGCAAGGCCCUGCCGAAGGCGAAGUGAGGAAUUUGGAGGUGCAACAUCGCGCAGCUCGCUUGAUGGGUAACACAGCCCCUGGCUGCGAUUCGAAGGCUUUGGAUAAUAUGCAGGAUACAGUGACGGAGGCGAGACGAAUCGCCGAAAGAGAGGGACCAAAUCACAAGGUAUUGGUGACGGGUAGCUUGCAUCUUGUGGGGGGUAUCUUACAGGCCCUAGAGCCCGAGGGUCUAUUGUAG
Molecule: messenger RNA, 1458 nt
Organism: Ilyonectria robusta
Lineage: Eukaryota; Fungi; Ascomycota; Sordariomycetes; Hypocreales; Nectriaceae
Product: Mur ligase
Exons: 1
Coding region: 1-1458 (485 amino acids)
Biological process (GO): tetrahydrofolylpolyglutamate biosynthetic process
Cellular component (GO): cytoplasm; mitochondrion; cytosol
Molecular function (GO): ATP binding; tetrahydrofolylpolyglutamate synthase activity
Source: RefSeq, a predicted model, not a curated record